Messenger RNA from Chrysoperla carnea, 1461 nucleotides. RefSeq names its product facilitated trehalose transporter Tret1-2 homolog. Lineage: Eukaryota; Metazoa; Arthropoda; Insecta; Neuroptera; Chrysopidae. The coding region runs from base 1 to 1461 and encodes 486 amino acids. The record is from RefSeq and is a predicted model, not a curated record. Gene Ontology annotation, cellular component: membrane. Gene Ontology annotation, biological process: transmembrane transport. Gene Ontology annotation, molecular function: transmembrane transporter activity. The transcript has 3 exons.
AUGACGUCGACUAACGAAACAUCUCAAAGUCGAAGCUACAAAUAUACCGGCAUAAAAAUUGAAGAUAAAGAUGAAUCUACCUUUGUGCUCAAAAAAUCAAAUUAUACUCAAGAAUAUCUGUCAACAGCUAUUUCAACGUUUGGAAUGUUUUUGGUUGGAAUACAUUUUACAUGGAUUGCACCUAUUUUACCUAACCUAUUAUCGGGUACAUUUAAAAUACACAUUACAAUGGAACAAUCUGUUUGGGUUAUAUCCUUGGUUCAAAUUGGAGCCAUUCCUGGCAGUAUUCUUGCAUCUUUAAUAUCAAAUCACUAUGGACGAAAAAAAACGAUAGUGCUUAUUUCAAUACCUUAUGUUGUCUCAUCGAUAAUAAGCAUUUUUGCUGAAAAUGUUUGGCAUUAUUAUCUUGCAAGAUUUUUGGCAGGUUUAAGUGUUGGUGGAACGUUUUCUGUGAUACCAAUGUAUGUGAGUGAAAUUUCUUCACCAGAAGUUCGGGGUCUUUUAUCAACAUCAGUUCAUAUGUCAUCAAAAUUUGCGGUUAUUUUAAUUUAUAUUUCUGGAGCAUAUUUACCAAUUGUAAAAUAUGAGAUCUUCUGUGCAAUUUUUCCCAUUUUAAUGCUCGUUUUCUCGCUUUUCUUACCGGAAAGUCCCUAUUAUUAUGUGGUAAAACAAGAUUUAGAAUCGGCAGAAAAGUCAUUAAAAUUUUUGCGAAAAAAAUCGAACGUUCGAAAAGAGCUUAACCGAUUAAUUGAAGGAUAUCAGGAGGAAACUGCUCGAGAAAAACAAUCAUUCUGUGAUCUUUUCAAGUUCGAUUACAAUCGGAAAUCAUUGGUAAUUAUUUUUGUACUAUUAAUGGCUCAACAAUUGGCUGGCGGAACAGCAUUUCUCUCAUAUAUUCAAGUAAUAUUUAAAGAUGGAAAUUCAAGUAUAGCCGUGGAAUCUUGUGGAAUAUUUGUAGCUAUUAUUAAUUUUAGCACUGUUGUUUUAUCUGGAGGAUUAAUAGAUCGUCUUGGGCGACGUAAAUUACUUUAUAUCUCUUGUUAUAGCCAAUUACUUCCUUUAUCUGCCUUAGCCAUUUAUUUUUAUUUACAAAACGUUGCUAAAGUUGAAUAUAUCGAAUAUUUACGAUUAACACCAUUAAUUGCCUUAGUAGUUUUUAAAUUUGCUUACGCCAUUGGAAUUUCACCCAUUCCAUACCUGCUGUUAGGUGAAUUAUUUCCCACAAGUGUAAAAGCUCAAGCAGGAUCGUUUAUCACGAUAUGUGGAUCAUUGUUGGGGGUUGCAGCGAAUAAAAUGUAUCAAACGUCUUUAACAGAAUUUGGAUAUCCACCAACGUUUGGUAUGUUUAUUGUAUUUGAUAUUUUAGCCAUCAUUUUUAUAUAUUUUAUGGUGCCAGAAACUAAGGGAUUAACUUUAGAAGAAAUUCAAAUUAAUUUGAGAAAGUGUCAAAUAUCUGGUUAA